CGCUGUGAAAAAUGCAACAGAUUAGGUCAUAUGGCUCAGCUUUGCCAAGUUCUGAGGCCUUGGGAAUGCAUUCCUCUCAUGUGUGGGUUUCAGUCGCCUGGUCAGGGAUUCUUCUAUAUUCCUGAUAUGUGUGCUGCUAAACAUAGUGCAGAGAAAACUAAUAAUGUGGUGAUUACUAUAGUGGAGGGUGAUGCUACUGUUAAAGACAUUGAGCAGGAAUUUAAUGCUAUAUUUGCCAAAAAACCUGGGAAAAAGAAAUGGCGCUGUACGGCCCGCUCUAUUGGCCCUGCUCAGUAUGUGAUGCGAUUCCCUAAUGCUAGUGAAGUAGAAAGGGCAUGUUGUUAUGGAAAACGCUUGCCUCUGAAGGAAGGGAACAUUGUUGUAUGUAUUACUCCUUGGACUGCUUCUAUUGGAGCCAAAGGCAUUAUGGAGAAAGCAUGGGUUAGGGUUCACAACAUUCCCAUAGAGAAAAGAUGCACUGAACAUAUAGCUUAUGCUGGAGCUCUAGUUGGGAUUACUUUAGAAGUUGAUGAAUCGACCGUUCAUAAACCUGACUAUGCUAGAAUCCUUCUCGGUUGUAGAGAGGUUGAGAAAAUUCCCCCUUCAGCUGAAGGAAUGCUGGGAGAACAGUAUUAUGAUUUUUUCUAUGAAGUUGAAAAAGUUGUGACUGUGGGUGCUGAGAAAAGUCAGUCCUAUACUGCUGUGGAUAGCAGUGCAUCUCCUUCCUUCCCCAAGAAAGCAAGGAUGGACUCAUAUCCUGCUUCUUCCAUGGGGCAGGGGGAGACGAAUACAUCCAUGACUGGUAAUGUUUCCUCUCAGAACUAUGGUAAGGGUAUGCAGAGGCUUCCGGCAGUGGCUGAGAGUGAAGAAGAAGAUGAGAGUGAGGAAGGUAACAACACAGAGCUUCUGAUUGAGACUAUGGCCAGAGAACAUGCGGCUGAAAAAAUGUCUUAUUGUGGAUCUCAAUCUGAUAAAAAAUCAUGUGAGAAUGUCUCUAAGGAUUUGAAAGUGGAAGAGAUGACUGAAUCUCCCAGUAAUGAGAUCAGUGUGCAUCAAGGUGCUUGGGGAAUGAUUACUCCUGUUCCACCCUCACCUCUGUUUAUGUGUCACGAUGUGAAUACUUAUGGGAAUGCUUUUCCUCCCUUGUCAGACUAUGUGGUUUGGCCCUCCCUGCCUCACAUUGUGCCUCUCGAAGAGGGUUUCAUGGAAGGAGGAGAAAACUGCAGUGUCUAUACAGUUGAAUCUCCCUCUGGAUCCCCAAUUCAUGACUGCAUGAGUCAGGGAGAAGAUAUCUCGCGCAGACAGAAGCAGAAGUUGGAGAAGGUGGGAGAUGUGGCCACCAACAGAAUGAAGAAGCGCAAUUUGGAAGGUUUGCUAAAGGAAGAAGAAAGGGCGAAGCUCCAGGCUGGAGUGAAGAGGUUGGCUCACGCGGCUGCUGCGCUGGCGGACAGGUCCCUCCCUCGAGGCAGAUCCCUUUUGGGUGACAGAGAAGGGAUCCAGAUUGGUUAGCAGUGCUCAGCGCUCGGUCCUUUUGCUUGCCGCCUCCCACUGGGGUUUGAUGCCCGCUGGUUUUAUGUCUUCUGGUUACGGUUAGCCUAGUCGCAGAUGUUGUUUAACUUGCCUCAUCCUGGGAUUUCCUCUCCUGUCGUUUUUGGGCUGCGGUUUGUGAGUGUCAUCAGGUUUUCGUCCCAUGGCGGGUGGUCCGUUCCAGGAUCAUCCUGCGGUGGGUUUCCUGAUGGUGCGCCAGCUCGCUCUCCCCUUUCAGCUUCAUUUGAUCUCAA
Messenger RNA from Triticum aestivum (bread wheat), 1781 nucleotides. RefSeq lists its product as uncharacterized. The coding region runs from base 31 to 1509 and encodes 492 amino acids. The transcript has 2 exons. Lineage: Eukaryota; Viridiplantae; Streptophyta; Magnoliopsida; Poales; Poaceae. The record is from RefSeq and is a predicted model, not a curated record.